Xyrauchen texanus (razorback sucker) is the source of this 2601-nucleotide messenger RNA. Its product is annotated as ubiquitin-like domain-containing CTD phosphatase 1. NCBI's taxonomy places the organism in Eukaryota, Metazoa, Chordata, Actinopteri, Cypriniformes, Catostomidae. The transcript has 12 exons. The record is from RefSeq and is a predicted model, not a curated record. Gene Ontology annotation, biological process: protein dephosphorylation. Gene Ontology annotation, cellular component: nucleus. Bases 187 to 1143 code for a protein of 318 amino acids. Gene Ontology annotation, molecular function: protein serine/threonine phosphatase activity; protein binding.
GAGAACAAGAUCAUAGCAACGCUUAUGUUACCUGCAGUGUUCAGCAUGAGCUUUAAAUGAACUGGAUCUUAUAAAUGUAAGCCACCUGAUUGUGUUGUGUACUGGUCUGUGGCUCUACCAGUGGACUGAUUUCAUUCCUCUUCUGUUGUUAAUGUUGGUGUAGUGUUGCCAAGCUUUUCCUGUAGCAUGUCUGUUUCAGUGAUUAUUAAGUGGGGAGGACAGGAGUACUCCAUUAGCACUCUGUCUGAGGAGGACACGGUUUUGGAUCUGAAACAGUCCAUUAAAUCUCUCACAGGAGUUCUCCCUGAACGACAGAAGCUCUUGGGGUUGAAAGUGAAAGGUAAACCAGCAGAUGAUGAUGUCAAGCUUGGUGACUUGAAGUUGAAGCCUAAAACCAAAAUAAUGAUGAUGGGCACUAGAGAGGAAUGUCUGGAAGAUGUUCUGGCCCCUCCUCCUGAAAACGAUGACGUUGUUAAUGACUUUGACAUCGAAGAAGAAGUGACUGAGGUUGAAAACAGAGAGGAGAAUUUGGCCAAGAUAGCUCGUCGGGUGAAAGAUUACAAAGUUGACGAGUUAAAUCCUCCAAGACCAGGAAAAAACCUCCUUGUGUUAGAUAUUGACUAUACACUCUUUGAUCACAAGUCAUGUGCAGAGACUGGCCAGGAGCUGAUGCGUCCAUAUUUACAUGAGUUUCUUACAUCAGCUUAUGAGGAUUACGAUAUUGUCAUCUGGUCUGCUACAAGUAUGAAGUGGAUUGAUGCUAAAAUGAAAGAACUUGGGGUGUUGGACAACCCAAACUACAAGAUCACCUUCAUGCUGGACAGUGCAGCCAUGAUCACUGUGCACACGCCUAAAAGAGGAGUUGUAGAGGUGAAGCCUUUGGGAGUAAUAUGGGGUAAAUACGGUGAGUUCUACAACAGAAAAAACACAAUUAUGUUUGACGACAUCGGAAGAAACUUCCUCAUGAAUCCACAGAAUGGACUGAAGAUUAGACCUUUCAUGAAGGCUCACUUAAACCGUGAGAAAGAUAAAGAACUGUACAAGUUGUCUCUUUAUCUGAAGGAGAUCGCCAAACUGGACGACUUCUCAGGUCUCAACCACAAGCACUGGGAAAGGUACCUCUCAAAGAAACAGAGUCAAUAACACGUUCAGCAUUGUGGGGAAGCAAUGAUCAUUCAUCUAGAACAGAACUGGUUCUGAAAAACAGCUAUCGGAACACCGAUCAGCUUCUCUUUCUUCGUAUAUUGCAACGCUCAUUGUAGUGUGUCAUUACUGGAGAAAAAGAUAUAUCCUCCUUCAAUGAAAAGUAUUCAAAUAAUUGCAUCAACUGCAGCUAAAGCAAGCAUGGUGGUCCUGUUACCUCACAUCCUGCCUGGCACAUUCUACUUCCUUUAUCAACCAUGUUCAGUUGGUAAUAUGGAAUCUGUCCUGUUAUUAUGUGGUUUAAAGAAAAUGUAGAUGUGUAUUAACUUUUUUCAAACUUUUAUUGCAUUUUGUCAUGGAAAGAAGAGGAUGUAUAGUGACUUGAAUAAGCGUCACUUGUUUUGUCAUUUAACAACUGAACAUCCUUUCAGUUUUUGUUACAUACAGUAUAUCAUAGAAGUGAUGAUGAGGUUUGAAUGGUACUCCUGACUGUAACGUGUAAUUGAUCAAUGUUUUGCAAAGAGAUGUAGUUAUUUCAAACAGCACAUAAGAGGUCUAUACUUUGCUGCUUUAUUGCCAGAUUAAAACAUGGCAUAAUCCAAAUGAACUAUAAUGGACAAUUAUGUUUACAUGCAUUCCUUUUUUCUGUAUAAAGGCAGAAUUUUGUUAAAGGAAUAGUUCACCCAAAAAUGUCAAUUUUCUCAUCAUUUAAUCACUCUCAUGCCAUCAUAAGCCCGCAUGACUUUGUUUCAUCUGUGGAAACAAAGAUUUUUCGAUGGAGAUAUGAUGUGAAUAUGUCCAUACAAUGCAAGUCAAUGGGUUCUUCUGAAGUGAUAUGAUCAUUUUCAGGUGAGAAUUUAUUUUUAUUUUUUUACUCUAAACAUUGACAUCUGCCGUCCCCUUGGCACGAUUACACUUUCUCGCGCUUAACACAUGUUAUAUUUUGGUUUGUUUCUCAUCCAAAACUCACUGAUCUCUUCAGAAGACAUGGAUUAAGCCUCUUGAGUUGUAUGGAUUAUCUUUAUGCCUUGAAAGCUUGAAAGUGUUGGAUGUAUUCGCAUUGCAUAUCCAUCAAAAUAUCUUUCUUUGCGUUCUGUAGAUGAAAGAAAGUCUACAUGUUUGAGAUUGCAUAUAGGUGAGUAAAUGAAUAGAAAAUGUCAUAUUCGGGUGGACUAUUCCUUUAGGAGAAUACUAUGGAUUUAGUGUGAUUUAUUUUCUACGUUGACUAAAGUUUGCCUAAAUUCAAAUGACUCUAUGGGGAUGCAAAUGUUCAUAAAGAACUUGAGUUUAGCCUCCAGUUAACAAAGUUUUGGUACAUUGUCAUGAUUUUGAAGCUUGACGUUUUAUAUUUUUCUUCCUUCAAAUUUAAUAUUUUGCAAGUUUGUGUUUAGUUUAAGUAGGUGUUAGCUCAUGUAACCAGUAUUGCAUUUUGUGAAACUGCAUUUCAGCCAGUAUGUU